This is a messenger RNA of Pollicipes pollicipes, 602 nucleotides long. RefSeq names its product neural proliferation differentiation and control protein 1-like. The coding region runs from base 156 to 593 and encodes 145 amino acids. The record is from RefSeq and is a predicted model, not a curated record. Gene Ontology annotation, cellular component: membrane. The transcript is spliced from 5 exons. NCBI's taxonomy places the organism in Eukaryota, Metazoa, Arthropoda, Thecostraca, Pollicipedomorpha, Pollicipedidae.
CCACCCCGGCCGGGCCGGCGGUGACGGCCGGUCGGCGCGGCGACCCGGAGGAGGUCAGCCACGAGCAGCCCCGCCAGAAGAAGACCUCGGCCGACACGCAGGUGGUGCGGGUGCAGGCGGACACCCUGCUCUCGCCGGCCCCCAACAGGGACAACAUGGCCGACAUCUACUUCAUCGUGACGGUAGCAGGGAUAUGCGCCAUGGCCAUCGGCGUCACCGUGGCUGGAGGCUUCUGCUACCACAGGCUGCAGAAGCGGGCCAAGGCGGCCGGCGACGCCGAGUACCCGGCCUACGGCGUGACCGGACCCAGCCGCGACCUCAGCCCCUCUGGCGACCGCAAGCUGGCCCAGUCGGCUCAGAUGUACCACUACCAGCACCAGAAGCAGCAGAUGAUGGCCAUGGAAAAAACCCACAACGGCCGGCACGGCUCCGCCUCGGAUGUCGACUCGGAGGAGGAGAACGAGGAGGGCGACUACACCGUCUACGAGUGUCCCGGCCUGGCGCCGACGGGUGAGAUGGAAGUGAAAAACCCGCUGUUCCAAGACGAUCAGACUCCCGCCCCAACUACUCUUGCCGACGCGAACGGCAAGUAGGGCGGUGGA